GUUGGUGAGUGAACCAGUGACCAGGUUUAAAGAGAGAACAAAAAGAGGAGACCAAAGUCCCCACAUCACGAGACAGACAACUAGAAGCGUCUUUUACAACAGGCAGCAACAGGCUACGACAUAACUAUCUGAAGAAAGAAAGAGAAAAAAAGAAAGGAAACUAACAGGAUUUGAAACACUGAUUAGAUCUGAGGUGAAGCUCAGCUUGACCCUCCUGUGCAGCGCAAACCAGCUGUCUUGUUCCGUUAGUUUCAAGUGAAAAUGCUCUGGAGAUUGACUCUUGCCGUGGCUGUGGUGUGCGUCGGUGGCAUAUGCAACUCAGUGAAGGCUGAUGUAAUGAGCAGACUGAUCAUACCGAGAGACUAUGGGGUGAAACUGUGCGGGAGAGAGUUCAUCAGAGCAGUCAUUUUCACCUGCGGCGGCUCCCGGUGGAAACGAUCCACAGAGGGGGACAUAGAUCCCUUCCAGUCGAGUUCCCUCAGUGAUGUUACAGUGGAAGACAACCAGCACACUUGGCAGUCAGGCGCAGACUUCACAGCAGAUAACCUUUCUCCUCUCCUCAUUGGCGCCUCUUACUCCCUAGCAGACCUCCUGGCCCUUUACAGAGGAGACCGGCAGCAGCCGUCGCUAGGUGACUUGGCCCUGGUGGAGAAGUCUCAGCGGUCCACAGUUUUAGGCGAGCAAGACGGGAACCCAGCUACAGCUGACUGGGCCAUACAGAGCAAAAAGAAAAGGAACUUUUCUUUGGGUGUGGCAGGGAAGUGCUGUAACCAGGGCUGUACCAAGAAUGAUAUAGGACGCUUGUGUUGAGGCAGGGAGGAGAAGGGAUGUAAUGGAUGAGUGAAGUCAGAGGGGUUGUGACUUGAAGAUGGUGUAAUGGACACUGUAGACAGUUAAUGGAAAUCUUAAAUAUAAAGGAGAGCAAGUUCACAUCUGCUCUAAGCCUUAUAUUUAAAUAUACAUUUUUUCUUUAUUCCCCUAUUUGUUUAUUUAGUAAAAAAGGUUAUGUACUGUAUGUUACCCCAUCGGCAUUAUUGAAAAUAAAUUUAAAAUACUGUGUUAAUAUGAAAUGUUGAGCCAUAUCAUAUGUUGUCUUCAUGCUGGAUUUAGAGCAAUAAACAGCAUCCAUUGUGCAGACUAUCUGACUAAACUACGUUCAGACUAGCUCAGGUCAAUAUCACACAUUGUCAUUUAGGUUGCUGUGAACUUAUUGCCUUAUCAUUUUCUCUUAACAUCCAAAAGGACACUUCUGCAAAAUAGCCCCAUUAACCCUUUCUGAUGUAGAAGAAAAAUACAUUUAAACCCUCGCACAAAAUCUCACACUAUAAUUUUUGGUCUAAAUGUAGAAAUCAUGUAGUUUGUUGUAAAC
This is a messenger RNA of Etheostoma spectabile (orangethroat darter), 1369 nucleotides long. RefSeq names its product relaxin 1 (gene rln1). NCBI's taxonomy places the organism in Eukaryota, Metazoa, Chordata, Actinopteri, Perciformes, Percidae. The record is from RefSeq and is a predicted model, not a curated record. Gene Ontology annotation, cellular component: extracellular region. The transcript has 2 exons. Gene Ontology annotation, molecular function: hormone activity; G protein-coupled receptor binding. The coding region runs from base 262 to 810 and encodes 182 amino acids.